Molecule: messenger RNA, 3945 nt
Organism: Stomoxys calcitrans (stable fly)
Lineage: Eukaryota; Metazoa; Arthropoda; Insecta; Diptera; Muscidae
Gene: Schip1
Exons: 10
Coding region: 265-3480 (1071 amino acids)
Biological process (GO): positive regulation of hippo signaling
Cellular component (GO): cell junction; plasma membrane
Source: RefSeq, a predicted model, not a curated record
UCUUCUCUCCGCUCGGUCGUCACAUUUAAAUCGGCAGUCCAAUAGUGAAUAACGGAAAAUUAGUGUUGUCACCACCCGUUUGUGAUAAAAGAAGGAAAAAUAGCUCCAAAGAAAAAAAACACCAAGAACAAGGAAAGCAUUUAUACAACUUCUCAUACCGCAGUGGUUGGAACUUAUUUUCCUUUUUUGAUCGCCACUCCAUGCAGUGAGGAAACACCAUUCCGGCAACGCGAAAUAGUGAGGAAUUAGAUUUAAUUAAUCGUUAUGCGAGUUCCCGAUAUAACGUCAACAGCUGGUUACGCUGCAAAUGUUUUUAAUCCCAUCAGCAUCCGAGACAACUCAAGCACAAGCACCUUCAUCUCAGCACUGGGAAACGAGCACAACAAGUUUGACAAUACAUCUCCAGCAGGCACUGCACACUACUACCGAGAGCCGACAACCUCAAAUUACGCAUCCACAGCAGAUGAAUUCGUGCAGAAGGCUUUAAGUUCGACGCCCACUGGAUACUCGACAACUCACACGUUGAACGAUAAUAUAUCGCACUACUGCUGCGGAGCCAUUCCAAAGAAUCUGAUCGAGAGUCAAAAGGAAGAGUUAAACGAGCACUACGACAAAGAAGCCAAUGCUAGUGGCAACACCUAUAAAAGCUUUAAGGAGAUUUUUAACACAAACAAGAGUUUUUAUGAGGACUGUGUACGAGACUUUGAGAAUAUAAAUUUACUGAAAAAUGGGGCAGAUCAUUUGAACGAUACUGAUGUCGAUCCCAUCGAAGUGAUAAACUCCGAAGAAAAUCAAAAUAGCAAUAACGAAUGUGCCCUGUAUAGUAGUAAAAAUUCCUUUGAUAAUGAUUUCAACCAAUACAGCGUUACAAAGUGUGAACAUCUGGCACAGCAGCAAAACGGCGGACAAAAGUUUCACGAAACCGUAGAAAGUCUGCAUUUGGCAGAUGAUAAUGACUACGACGACCACUCUAUGAUCGAUUUGUGCAGUGAAACUAAAUCCAAUUACGAUAGUGAUGAGAAAGACGAAGAGUUUCUGACGUCGGCAUCAUCUUCGACGGUAUCCUUGCAUACGCAGAAACAUUCCUUCUUCCCCCGAGGCAUUAUCAAUCCUAACUACCCGGGAUUUCAACACCUGGCCCACACUUUGUCGGAGCACUUUGUGACAAGCUCCCCCUCGGAUUCCUUUGAGAGUGACAUGUCAGAGUAUGAAAUGGAUCUUAGUGCAGAUAGCUUUGACAGUCUGACUGAAGACCGGUCCCAAAUCGAAUUGAAUAAUUUCAAUAACAAUACAACGCAGUCCAUUACCAUGAAUCCUUCUGGAUAUCCUCACAACCGACACGAAAACUUCGACUACAUCCAUGAGGAGGAGGACGACUUUCACUUGGUGGAAUGUGAAAAAGGACGUCACCCAUCAUUCGAUGAUGAAGCAAAUCGCAACAGCCAACAUUCCGACAAUAAGCUUUUCAAUAUUUUGGAGUUGCAGGAUGGGGUGCAGAGCAAAUUGACUCUAUUGGAAGAGGCUAAGCACGAUGAAUCACCCUUAAAAGAAAAAGAACAAAACAAAAUGCAGGUGUCUACAACACCGGACAUCCUAAUAAAAAAUCCACACAAACAUAUGGAGGCACAAUUCAAGAAAGAAAAUCGCCCCGAUUUGUUGAGAGGCGUGAGUCCCCACAACGGUAAGGAACCAACACAUCAUCCGCCGCCCAUUAUGGAUACUCAACAUCGUCCAGCUUCCACUGGCUUUAGCGCUCGCAAUACAGAGAUAAGGGAUGAAAUGUCAUUUGGCCUAACGCCCGUCGACAUUAUUGGGGACUUCGGGCAAGAGGUUGAAAGGGAAUUCGGUCUGCUUGUCAGCGGCUAUCGUCGUCUUGUGGAUACUCAAGAUAACACUUUGACUGCCAUGGAAGAGGGCGAUAAGAUCUCGGAUGCGGUGCUGUCCCUGGCAAAAGACCAAAUCAAUUCUAGCAAAUAUUUAGAGGCCUUUAAUAAACAAUGCGAGGAAACUCACCGAGCUCAGAUACUACCCGAUUUAGCCGACGACAAUGCUGUGGAUGUACCAAUGACCAUGCACAGUCCCCCCGAUUCACCUAAAAAACUCGAAAACCCUCUGGAUCAGCAAGUGUCCGUAUCCGUUCACUCUGACGGUCGUCUCAAACCAAAAUACCAAAAAUCUUCCUAUGAUGAUAGACAGCUGCCUCCCGUAGCUAUUGAAUAUAAACGUUGCCAGCUGGCAUCUCGAGCUUCUAAGAAGUCUACUGCCCACAAUGACAAACCUACAAAAAUCCAAAAGAUAAUACAUUCCAAGCCCAGCAUUGCCAGUCGUUUGUUGCACCCCAAACGCAGCAGUAAACUGGACAAAUCGGAUGGUACUUCCAGUCGCAAACGCGAAGAAGCUGAAAUGCACAAGUACCAGCAGCUGAUCAGUGACAAGGAAGAGAUCUUGAGCAACAGCAAGUAUGCAAAGCUAUCGUCUUGGGCUCAACAUUUGAAGAAUUCCGUUAAAGAUCGGGGAUCCCGCGGAAGUACGGAUCUAAUUUCACCAAGCGCUUUGGAACUCUUUGAUGCUUACAAAAUAGGUUCAGAAAUUGAUAUGGAGCAGUUACAGGAGCACUUGAAGAUGGCAAAAGAAAUCGAAAGACAGAGACGCAGUGAUCGAGAGGAAAUUCGACGCAGACUAGCUAUGGGAGCUGAGGAAAUUUGCCAUGAUCAGCAGGACAGAUCCCCCUGGAAAUCCGGAACGCAAUCAUGUUUACAAAGUGAUUUUUCCCGUAUUACAGAGAUGUCAUCAGACACAGAAAGCCAUAGCUCAGAUUCGGAGACAUGCCCCAAACUAUCGAAGUCGAAGACACAAUAUAACUUUGGAGGCACACCCGUAGCACCACCAAUAGCACAUACCACUGAAAAUACUCAAUUGCAUCCAUAUCACGGACGGCCAUUGUCCGUCAGUUGUUCAAAUAAUGUUAUCAACAAUAAUCCAACAAACAAGCAGUCACCAAAGCAGCAACAGCAAAUAUCUUCUGCCCUUUAUAGUAGCGAAGACUUGGAAUGCGACUUCUUUACCAAACAGGCCAAAUUGCAAAUCGAGGCAAGAAUGGCAUUAGCACAGGCCAAGGAAAUGGCCCACAUGCAAAUGGAGAUCGAACGCCAAAACCAAUCAGUGUCCCCAAUUACAGCUAUAAUACGCGGAUCCUUAGAAAAAGUUGGCGUUCAGAUGACUGCAGAUAAGCGUCGGGUGUCCCGUCAAAUGCUAACCGAAAUGAACAUUGCGCAAUUACAGAUUCUGGUCAAUAGUCUGCAUACACAUAUUGAAGAAUUGAAUGAAUCACUUGUAAACUAUCUCAUGGAACGUGAUGAUUUGCACGACAGUCAGGAUGCGAUGCUAGUCGACAUUGAGGAGCUCACACGCUAUAUCGGAGCAAAAGAACAUAUCGCCCAGCAAGAGCGAAUAUCAUCCCUAAAUAAAUGUUCAAAGUAGACAUGGAUGGCAUAGUUAAAGCGAAGGAGAUGAGAAUCAUAGCAAAGUUUAAAUUAUUACGAAUACUUCUUACCUAUAUUUAAAAAAUAGAUAAAGGCAAUGUUUAUUAAGUUUCUUUAUUUAAUUAUACUUACAUCAUUACUCUUAUACAUACAAAUACAUAUAUAGAUUAUAUAUAAAUACCUAUGAAAAGAUUACUUAUAAAGACAUACUAACGUACACAUAUGAUAUACACAAACGAAAACAAAAACAAAAAUACAUACACACAUACAUCUACAAUACAUAAUUAUUUCCAUAUUCAAUAUAAUUUAAAAUUAUGCAACAAAAAAACAAGGAACAACAAUGAGAAACUAUUACCAACAAGACAUCAAACCAACAUAAAUAAGACAAAUUACAUAUAAUUAGAGUGUUCUGCGAUGCAUCUCUCUUUAAAUAAAAUUUAAAUGAGUUACAUUCAAAAUUCAA